Molecule: messenger RNA, 487 nt
Organism: Hermetia illucens (black soldier fly)
Lineage: Eukaryota; Metazoa; Arthropoda; Insecta; Diptera; Stratiomyidae
Gene: ND-B15
Exons: 2
Coding region: 75-419 (114 amino acids)
Cellular component (GO): mitochondrion
Source: RefSeq, a predicted model, not a curated record
AUUUGACAUUUCACUUGUCACACGAAAGUCGAAUCUGAUGUUUGUUGGUCGGGAGUAGAAUUCGGUCGUGAAAAAUGUCUGAAAUUUCGAAAAAGGAGAAAGAGCUUCUGCUGAAGCGACAAGCCAGAGCAAUGGAGUUACGAGCCGAAUUCCAGAAGCAAGUAUCGAAUCCGUUUAGACAUGCUAGCGGCGAAGGCGGCGCAGUGUUCGACCCUGCCAUAUACCGAUUCCAAGCUAUGCGAGUUAGCAAUUUCGAGCACUUCCGCCCGACCCUCCGAACCGUGCGACUUGGUCUGUUUACCAUUGUUGUACCGAUGGUCCUCUAUGGCUGGAUGAUGAAGAGUGAACGUAACAACCGGGAGAAGAAAUACCGGACCGGACAGGUGGCCUACAAAGACCGCAAAUUCAAGUUCAUCUAACCUGGGCAAUCGUCUUAAUCUGUAUUUCAAUUUGUAGCGAAUCAAUAAAACCACGAAACACUUUAAAA